AGAGAGAGAGAGAGAGAGAGAGAGAGAGGUAUAGUAGAGUUUACAGCUAAACAACAUCACUUGUGGAGAGCAGCUCCUCGCUCAGGAAUGGGACAGACUCGGAGAGGAGCUCUAUUUGGCUGUUGUGUUGUGUUUUUCACUGUUUCACCAAUGGACGCUGCUGAACUGUGUUGUGAGCGUGUAGCUGAAGAACAAGCUUCGUGAGAAACCGGAGCUGCUCGAGUCUCAGCCGUCGCCGAGAGCCCUGGCAGCACCAGCUGCAUACAGCAGAGCAGCCCGGACGCCAUGAUGGACGCUGACGCAAUGGUGCAGCCCUGCCAAAUGGACCGCAGCGGCAGCUUCUUUAAGCUCAUAGACACUUUCUCUACUGAGAUCUCAGAGCUGAAGCAGGAGAUGGUUCAAACAGCCAGAGACCCUGAUACUAAGCUCCUACAAGGGCUAGAGGGUGAGGUGAGCGGCCUGUUCCUGCAGUCGUCUGUCUGCACUGGUGCCGUGGGGGUCCGCGACUCGGGCUAUGACUCUUUGCGCCGGCGCAUGAGUGUUCUCGAUAGACUGACGCACACACACUCCGUCUGGCUGCUGCUUUCACUAAGCGAUGACGACGCAACUCGCAUUCUGGAGGCACAGCCGCCAGGGACCUUCCUGGUGAGGAGGUCAUCUAAGCUCCAGAAGAAGGUUAUUUCCCUGCGAAUGGACAGCGACAGUACCGCAUUGACUGUGAGGGACUUCCCAGUCAAAGAGAGCCAAUACACCUUCUCCCUAGAGGGCUCGGGGAUCAGCUUUGCAGACCUCUUUCGUCUGGUGGCUUUCUGCUGCAUAAGCAGGGACGUUCUUCCUUUCACUUUGAAGCUUCCUGAGGCCAUUUCUUCUGCAAAGACUCCUUCGGAUCUCGAGGAAGUUGCCAAGUUGGGAAUAGAGUUUUGGAACUCCGAGUUGUGCCAUAAGAAGAAGAGUUCUUUGUCUGAUGGAACUCCUCCAGACAAUACACCGCAGAGACUGAAGCAGGAGACGCCGAAGACAUCCCCCAAAGACGAGGUUCCACCCAUCCUGCGCACUCGCAGCCCGUCUCAGCUGGAGUGUAGCCAAUCUAAUGGAGCAUUGUGCUUCAUUAACCCUCUCUUCCUAAAGACGCAUCGCUCUGACACGACUCAACCUUCAUCUGUCUCUGACGACAAAAGCACCAGCUCCUUUCCACUUGACACAAGCAGCGCAAGCCCUCAAAACGGCACCGACGUCCUUUGUCGAGACGCUAACACAGAACAGGCUGGCAGAGCAAAGAGCACACCACGUUCCCCUCCACCACGUCCACCUCCACCUCGCACUAUCCCACGCAGACCAGCUCUGCCACGCAAGCAAAACAGCAUGCCCAGCACGGCCGUGAGCUGGAUCAAAACACCGCAGGAGAAAGGUGGCUUGCUGGGACGUCUUGGCUCCUCUUUUGGCUCCUUCUCACCCUCAUCUUCGCCCCCAAAGAAGAUCAGCUCGCCCAUCCCCACACCUUCAUCUCGCAACAAAAGAUCUCCCAACCUACCCGACGCAGAAGGCCAACGCUGCCACCUGGCACUGGAGGACGAAACCAUCGAGGAAGCUGUGUCGCUCAGUUUGGCCAAGCUGUCCUUGAGGAACGCAGCCUUGACAGAGAGCAGUGGCAGUCCCUCUGGACGGGAGCGCCUUAGUGACAUAAGCAUCUCCUCUACAUCUUCCGAUUCUCUGGACUUUAAUCACAGCUUCUCACUACCAGCAGCUGGCACAAGCCCCUCCAGAACCAACCGAGCAGGAGGUGACAGCAGCCCGGAAGAGGAGGAAGAGGAAGAGGAGGAGGAAGAGGAAGACUUUGGUGUGAGUGUAGAGAGUGACCAGGAGAUCAGCAUGGAACCACCCUUCAAAUCCAAGAAGCGGCACAGUGGUGGCGCCUUCGUGCUGCAGCGGGCGCUGAAGGGCCACCUCCGUAAGGUCAGUGGCGUCUUCAACUCGCUCAUGACCCCUGAGAAGAGGGCCAUCCGGAGGAUCUCAGAGCAAUCCCGGGACAAAGGCACUUACUUCGGCUGCCUGGUGCAGGACUAUGUAAGCUUCUUGCAGGAGAACCGUGGCUGCCACACCUCAGGACUGGACCUGCUGCAGACGCUCAGGCAGUUCAUGACUCAGAUGAAGUCCUACCUGCUGCAGAGCUCUGAGCUCGACCCUCCAAUCGAGUCUCUCAUCCCUGAGGACCAGAUUGAUCAGGUACUGGAGAAGGCCAUGCAUAAAUGUAUACUGAAGCCUCUGAAACCUGUGGUGGAAGCAGCUCUGCACGACUUCGAGAUGAGCAGUGGCGCCUGGCAGCAGCUGAAGGAGAAUUUGGCACUGGCCAAAACUAAGCAGCCAGCGGAGAUGGGUGUAGACGGAGCCAUGCCUCCGGACCCUAUGGCCAUAGAGAAGAUCCGACAUAAGUUUCAAAACAUGAGCAAGCUCUACUCACCAGAGAAGAAGGUGUCACUCCUGCUGCGUGUGUGCAAGCUCAUUUACACCAUCAUGGAAGACAAUUCAGGGAGAAUGUAUGGAGCAGAUGACUUCCUACCCAUGCUGACCUAUGUGUUGGCCCAGUGUGACAUGCCUCAGCUGGACACAGAGAUUCAGUAUAUGAUGGAGUUACUAGACCCUUCCCAACUGCAUGGAGAAGGUGGAUACUACUUGACUAGUGCGUAUGGAGCCAUGUCUCUCAUUAAGAACUUCCAGGAGGAGCAGGCUGCACGGGUGCUGAGCUCAGAAACCCGUAACACACUCCACCAGUGGCACAGAAGACGCACAGCCCAGCGCACCACACCAACUGUGGAUGACUUCCAGAACUACCUAAGAGUGGCGCUGCAGGAACCAGGCAGCGGCUGCACUGCCAAAACCCUGCAGGUGCGGCCGUACGCCACCACAGAGGAGGUGUGUCGGAAAUGUGCUGAAAAGUUUAAAGUCUCGGACCCGGACAGCUAUGCCUUGUUCCUGCUGACAGAAGAGACCACACAGCAGCUGGCCCCAGACACACACCCACAAAAGAUCAAAGCAGAGCUGCACAGUCGCCCACAGGUGCUGCCUUUUUACUUCGUCUAUCGGCGCAUCCAGAACCUCAACCUCACUGUCCCUGCAGAUCAACUCAACGGCAACUCCGUGCCUAACUGUGCCUGAAGCUGUCCGGAAGCUGCCGAUCAUCCGCUGCCUCUCCGGCUUUAAUGCAGUGUGUUUUUCCACACAAACACACAGCUACUGUGUUGUUUUUGAAGCGUUUGCGUUUGAAGGAAACGGAAAAUGUCUCUGAGCCGGGAGAAAAGGGGGAAGGAAGGACGUGUCUGACAGAUGCAGCAUUUUCUCCUGUCUUUUGUCUUGGUUAUUUCUGAAACAUGGCUUUUUGGGAAGUGGCACGCGACCGUGACAUGUGAGGGUAGCUACGUUUGUUUAUGCUACAGUGCUAAAACAAAAAUAGGUCUUAAAGUGUAAAGUUUACUGGUGCAGUAUAAAUGAGUAUGCUCAUGGUGGUUUCAGGCCUAUUCAGUAUCUUUUUGUCAGGAAAAUGUUCUGGGCAUUGCACUUUCUAUACUUUAUAAUUCAGUAGUGCCUGUUUUAACUAUGCUGAGAAAUACUGCAGUGCUUCAUACGAUUGCUCUCCCAUUAAGAGCAAGACCUAUACUGUGCAUGUGUUAAAUGGCCUGCCUGUUCAUACUCAAGAGUGGAUGGCUUGAGGAGGCUGCUCACCUCACCAUCUGCUUUCCGGCAUGUUCAGUAAGGCACGCUGUGCCUUUACCAUGGACAUAUAGGAAUGGAUAUUCAUAUCCAAUCUCCAGUUUCUUAUAAUUAUUAUGUUUUUUUAUACGUAGUGAAAAAGGUAUUUUGUAAUAUUGUUUUUUUUUUUGGCAGUUGCUGGUAAACUGCUUUCUUUUUUUAUAUCUAAAGUUAUUAGUAUAAUAUUGCAUGUGUUUAUUUGUUGGUAAGAAAAUAUCAAAUUAAGAACCAGGCGUUCUCGCCAGUGAUAUUUUAUCCUAUGUCUUUUAUUAUAAACAAAAUCAGUUAGCUCUGGUAGUCAAACUUUAGUCCACACAUUGUUGGUAUUCUUCUCCCUGUUUAUUUAUAAUGCAUUCCAGGAUGAAGAUCAAAUCAUGAGACCAAGUUAAAAAAAAAAAUAAAAUACUGUACUACUGGCAAGCUAAAAGCUUGUAUGUGAAUAUAUCUGAUCUUCAUCUCAGUUCGUAGUCUUCUGUGGCAAGUUUCUGUAAGUGUGCAAUGAGUUACAAUGGUUUUUGCAAGUAGGUGCAAUGGAGCAGGAGGUGGUAUGUAAGGGACACAAAGAAAAAGAUGCGAAGAUAGAAAAGAGGAGAAAAGGAAAAGAACGGAAUCACAUUAGGUUUUAGAAGAUCGUCACAAGUAUUUUUUUCAUGUUUCACUGUAAAAUAUAUGAUCAGGGAAUAAUGGGUUAAAUGGAGGCUUUUUUGUGUUUUUCAAAACUGUAAACAUACCUACAAAUAUAACAACUUACCAAGUGUGUGAUUUUCUUCUAAAAUGCUAUGGGUUUAUAUGUAUUGGUGUAAACUCAGGACAGAUUAGUUUAAAGAGUCAUACGAACACUGUCUGUCAAAUAUCACAUGACCAGAUCAGUGAAGUUAGCAGUCUAACAUUUUGUAGCAUUGAUAGAAAAACUUGCCUUCUCUGUCUGGAAACAUGUUAGCAGUGAAGUUAAAGUGUUAAAAUGUUUGAGUGUUUUUUGUUGUUAUUGUUUUGGAGGUCUAGGUUUGUAAUGUAAAUGUAAUUUUAACAAGAUAUUUGAAGUAUGUUAUGUAUAUAUUUAUAUGUGAUCUGUGCAGGGAUUUUCACAGAUUUUCUGAAAAAAAAAAGAAAACCUCAAUUCAGUUGUAUUAAAGUGUAUUUGUUUGCAAAUACUCCACUACUAGCACUCCAUUAAGAGUCAGUUUGUCAUAUGUUGCAUUUAUUCAUGAACAGUACUCUUUUGCACACAAUAAAUUGAGAAUAUAAAUC
This is a messenger RNA of Astyanax mexicanus (Mexican tetra), 4992 nucleotides long. RefSeq names its product Ras and Rab interactor 2a (gene rin2a). NCBI's taxonomy places the organism in Eukaryota, Metazoa, Chordata, Actinopteri, Characiformes, Acestrorhamphidae. The coding region runs from base 286 to 3153 and encodes 955 amino acids. Gene Ontology annotation, cellular component: cytosol; endocytic vesicle. The record is from RefSeq and is a predicted model, not a curated record. The transcript has 12 exons. Gene Ontology annotation, biological process: signal transduction; vesicle-mediated transport. Gene Ontology annotation, molecular function: small GTPase binding; guanyl-nucleotide exchange factor activity.